UUUUUUCCCCCCUUUCAGACAUUGGCAAAACAGCAAGAUGAAGUUUCAGGGGUUUUCCCUGUGUUUAAGAACCGCAAAACCCAUAAGCUGAAGAAGGGUGACAACAGUAACUGCUGUUUAAGUUUGUGUAGUAUCUUCAGUGUGCUGGGCACUCAACAGAACAUAUAAGUGUGCAGCACACUUCUUGCCCCAGGGGGGCUUGCAGUCUAGACUGGAUCAUCAAGGGAUUAUGUUUUGCAGCAAACGGAUACCUUCAAGAGAAAAAAGGCAUUGAAUGUCCCCCUGCCCCCUAGAUCGUACGCGAAAGAAGUUGGUAUUUUAUGCUGAAACAAAGCUGGAUUAAACAUGAGGCCAAAGACUUUUCCUGCCACCACUUACUCUGGGAACAGCCGUCAGAGAUUGCAGGAGAUUCGGGAAGGUUUGAAACAGCCCACCAAAUCUUCCAGUCAAGGAUUACCCAUUGGAUCGGGCAGCGAAAGUUCUCUGGAUCCUAAAGUCCUACUAGGGAAGGAUGGUGCCAGGCAGCAGCAGAUGAGACCAGGGGCCAAGUUCGGACCUUACCAGAAAGCUCUGCGAGAGAUCAGGUAUUCUUUGCUGCCCUUUGCUAAUGAGCUGGACACCACCUCUUCUGCUGUGGAAGUGAAUAGACAGAUGCUGCAGGAACUGGUCCACGCAGGAUGUGAUCAGGAGAUGGCGAUUAGAGCCCUCAAACAGACUGGCAGCAGAAGCAUAGAAGCAGCUUUGGAAUACAUUAGCAAGAUGGGAUACUUAGACCCUAGAAAUGAACAAAUAGUCCGUGUAAUCAAGCAGACUUCUCCUGGAAAAGGCAUGGUGCCAAACAAUGUCAGCCGUAGGCCAAGUUUCGAAGGAUCCAGCGAAUCUUUUCCGUCCUAUCACCAGAUCAGUAACCCAGGCUAUGAUGGGACAGGCUUCGGGGCAGAGGCUGCCAACAUGCUCAGUGAGGUUCCCAGGCCAUACAUGGACUACUUGCUUUCUGCUUCACAGUCUGCAAACAUGAACGCUCCUGUACAAAGACCACCUGGUGUUGGCUCCCACAACACACCUGGGAGUCACCAACAGAAAACAUACUCUGCAAACAUAGAUUCUCCAGUAAUCAGUUACCCAGUGGUUAGUCACAGCGGCCAAGCUUUGCAGCUCCAAAGUAACCAUGGCUCAAAUAGCCCGCAUUACAGCAGGCAGCCCAUAAUAGUGCAGGGGGAUGCUCUUGGGUAUGGCAUUCAGCGAAGUCAGUCUUUUCAGAACAAGCUGCAGCAGGAAGGAGGGUAUCCAAGCCUUCCAAAUAAAGGGACAGUGGUUCAGAAUAAUUCUGGCCAUGGGUUCCAGCAAGCAACAGCUGGUCUGUAUAUGCCACAUUCUCACCACAAGCAACCCAUCCAAGCUUCUCACCCAAUGCAUGUGAUCACUCGAGGUUCAGCAUUUACAAAUGAAUUUUCAGACAGCCCACCACAGGGUCUGCUGACCCCAUCUAGAAACAGCCUGAACAUGGACCUGUAUGACAUGAACAACACCCCCCAAGUUCAACAAUGGCAAGCAACCUCUUCCUCCUCCUCUUCCUCCUCAUCCCGCCGUGAUUCAUUACAGAACCAGGCACUGGAUGCAUCACCACGGCAGCAUGUGCCCUUCAGAACAGAUGCUUGCGUGCCGAGCCGAACCAAUUCCUUCAACAACCACCAACAGCAACAACAGAUACCGGUAUCCAUGAGGCAGACUCCUCCGGGCAAAAAUGACCCUUCCAUUAGUUCUCCAAACACCAUCACAGCAGUCACCUCUGCUCAUAUCCUCCAGCCAGUGAAAAGCACAAGAGUGAUGAGGCCUGAGCCACAGACUGCUGUGGGACCUGCUCAUCCUGGUUGGUUACCUGCACAGUCUUCUGCCGUGGAUGGCUUAGGAAUGAUUGAACAGCACCCCCUUCCUGUUGGAGGAGCUAACUCUUAUCCAUUGGAUGUUGAUUAUAGCAAUCAGGAGCUCAGGUGUCCACCACCGCCAUAUCCUAAACAUUUUCUACUGCCUAGUAAUUCUGAGCAGUUUGAUAUCAAUUGCUUACGUACAGGAAUUGAGCAGACAGUGAGAGGGGUCUCUAACUCACCAGGCAACAAAGUGGAGGAAAAUGGAGAAAGGAAUGAUAAAACCAAGAGCAUCAAAGUGGAAAAAUCCAGCAAGGAUAAAAAACAAAUUCAGACCUCACCAGUGCCAGUGCGAAAAGGUGGCAAAGAUGAAGAGAAAAGAGAGUCACGCAUUAAGAGUUACUCACCGUUUGCCUUUAAAUUCUAUAUGGAGCAGCAUGUGGAGAAUGUCAUCAAGACCUACCAGCAAAAAAUCAAUCGCCGGUUACAACUGGAGCAAGAAAUGGCAAAAGCUGGUCUUUCUGAAGCAGAGCAAGAACAAAUGAGGAAAAUCCUCUACCAAAAGGAGUCCAACUACAACAGGCUGAAGAGAGCCAAGAUGGACAAAUCAAUGUUCGUAAAAAUCAAGACUCUGGGGAUUGGGGCUUUUGGAGAAGUCUGCCUUGCCUGCAAAGUGGACACUAAUGCGCUGUAUGCCAUGAAAACCCUCAGGAAGAAGGAUGUGCUGAGUCGUAAUCAAGUGGCCCAUGUCAAGGCCGAGAGAGAUAUCCUUGCAGAGGCAGACAACGAAUGGGUGGUUAAGCUCUACUACUCCUUCCAAGACAAAGAUAACCUUUACUUUGUGAUGGACUACAUCCCUGGUGGAGACAUGAUGAGCUUGCUGAUACGGAUGGAAGUCUUUCCAGAAAAUUUAGCUCGAUUUUACAUUGCUGAACUCACUUUGGCCAUAGAGAGUGUGCACAAAAUGGGGUUUAUCCAUAGAGACAUCAAACCUGAUAAUAUCCUGAUUGAUCUGGAUGGGCACAUCAAACUGACAGAUUUUGGCCUCUGCACUGGAUUUAGAUGGACACACAACUCAAAAUACUAUCAGAAAGGGAGUCAUAUCAGGCAGGACAGCAUGGAGCCAAGCGAUCUCUGGGAUGAUGUGUCUAACUGUAGAUGUGGAGACAGGCUGAAGACCUUGGAGCAAAGAGCUAAGAAGCAACAUCAGAGAUGUUUAGCCCAUUCUUUAGUUGGCACUCCCAAUUACAUUGCGCCAGAAGUCCUGCUUCGUAAAGGAUACACUCAGCUUUGUGACUGGUGGAGUGUUGGUGUGAUUCUCUUUGAGAUGCUGGUAGGACAGCCUCCCUUUCUGGCUCCCUCACCCACAGAAACCCAGCUGAAGGUGAUCAACUGGGAGAACACCCUGCACAUUCCCUCCCAGGUCAAGCUAAGUCCUGAGGCAAGUGACCUUAUCGCAAAACUGUGUUGCUCAGCUGAAGAGAGGCUUGGAAGAAAUGGAGCUGAUGACAUUAAGGCUCACCUUUUCUUUGACUCCAUAGACUUCUCCACUGACUGUCGCAGGCAGCCAGCUCCCUACAUCCCAAAGAUUAGCCACCCAACGGAUACAUCCAAUUUUGAUCCAGUGGAAGAAGAUGGUCCUUGGAAUGAUGCUAGUGAGGACAGCACCAGAGCAUGGGACCUGCAAGCCUCUUCUAGCAGCAAACACACAGAACACGCCUUCUAUGAAUUCACUUUCCGAAGGUUCUUUGAUGACAAUGGAUACCCAUUUAGAUAUCCAAAGCCUUCUGGGCAGGAAGCAAACCAGUCUGAGAAUUCUGGUGUAGAAAGCAAAGAUGGGCUGGAUCAGACUGGAGCUUGUCAACCUGUAUAUGUGUAAAUUAUUGUACAGAGUUCUCACAGCAAAAAAAAGAAAAUACAAUUUUAGAGUCUUCCUUUAUAUAGCCUUUAAUUGCAAUGAAUUCUGUUUCAAGCCAAUAUGAGUCUGGAGAUUUAAGGACUCACAGACAAGGUCCUAAAUGGAAGCUGGUUCUGAUUUAGGCCGUUUAGCACUGUAAAUAGCUGUAUAGAUGAGUACACUUGAAAUCUGGAUCUUCAUCAUGAUUUCCAAGGCUGGAUUUCUUAGCAAAUUUUCUUUCCCUUCUGGAUCUGUGUUGCCCACUCUUGAGUAUUUACAGACUUCCACAGCGUCAUGCUAUUUUUUUUUCAAGUGAGCUAAGAGCACUUAUAUUUUGUUUAUAGCAGGGUUAUUUUUUCCUACUAAAUUAUAGGGAUUUUAAGUUUGACAAAUCAUGCUGCUGUUCUUCUUUUCUACAUUUUUUUAAAAUUAUCCAUCGCACUUAUGUCACAUUUUUUGGAGGAAAUGUGUAAGAUUGAAGAACGUGUGAUUCAAGGUCUCUGUGCAAUAAUGUUUAGUAAGAGAAGACAAAAAAGUCCACUGUCUAACGUCCUAAAUUUACUGGUGCCAUUUUUAUUCACACCAUAAUCUUUAUGUGUAUUUUUCCACAUUUAAAAAAAAAUUUUUUUUGAAGCUGCUUAUUCCCUUCCCUUUUUUUGAAAUUUAAUGUAAUCAAAGUGUGAGCAAGUGACAGGGUGUGAUUUCAGUGACUGGUGUGUGGAGAAUGUUGCAUGGGCUGGUUAGUUUGUUUUCCUGUUUGGAAUGACCUUUUUCUUGCCAUUCACAGGCAGGUCCUGUGUACCAGUUUCACUGAGGAUCUACAACUUAGGCCUUCAGAAUUUGUGUGCUGAUAAUGUAAUGCGUGGAUGGUUCCCCCCCCCCCCGCCAAAAAAAUUAUGAUUGUAUACCACCUUUCUGUGUUUUAUAAAACAAAUUACAAAGCAUUGAUUCUAGUUAGUGAUUGGCAGUAUGGAGAGGGAGGGGAAGUGGUUGAUAUAAUCAUCUUGCUUCAUAAAAGAUUUAUCCUCCCGAAGAAUGGGUAAAAUAGCAGAACAUUGUCUACCGGCUGUGUAAGAUGACCCACUCACUUAAUAGGUAGAUUUGAAUUCAGUAGCACCUUAGAGACUUAAUGAGAUUUUCAGGGUAUGAGCUUUCAAGAGUCAAAGCUGGCUCUUAGAACACAAACUGGGGGGCUUUGGCUCUCAAAAACUCACACCAAAAAAACCUUGUUGGUCUCUAAGGCGCUAUUGGACUCAAAUCUAACUGUUCUACUGCAAUUCAGCAUGGCAACCUUCUGAAAAAAAUCACUUAAUGUGAUGCACAACAUUCAGCAAUUUUUAAACUCACCAUGUAAUAUUCAUUAAUAUUCUCUGUAAGGGAAAACAUAUAGGUGAGAAUAUUCUCUGUGCCUUAAACUUGAUUCAAAAGCGUUCAGUUAGAUACUAACAGUUUUUUUCUGGUGGCACAAGACAGCAGAGGAGCCAUAUUGGUGUAGUGGUUAAGUGUGCAGACUCUUAUCUGGGAGAACCGGGUUUGAUUCCCCACUCCUCCACUUGCACCUGCUGGAAUGGCCUUGGGUCAGCCAUAGCUCUGGCAGAGGUUGUACUUGAAAGGGCAGCAGCUGUGUAAGAACUCUCUCAGCUCCACCUACCUCACAGGGUGUCUGUUGUAGGGAAAGAAGAUAAAGGAGAUUGUAAGCCACUCUGAGACUCUGAUUCAGAGAGAAGGGCAGGGUAUAAAUCUACAGUCUUCUUCUUCAUUGGAGCCCUGGGAAAGCUAUGCUGGGUCAUGGGGUCCAUAUCGACAAAUGUCAUCUAGGACAGGGCUGUGCUGUGGAGAGGGAAGUAUUGUGAGAUCACCCUUGUUCUCAUGGCAGCAGAAAAGGUCUUAGUAUCCAACCAAUUACUUUUGUUUUAUCCUUUAAAAUUGAUAGGACUCUUCAGAGCAGUAACAUUAAUGGUUAUUCAGUGACAGUAUCCUUUUCUCUCUGUAGCUAAACCAUCAAGAAGGGACAGAAUAUAACACCAUUAUUUUGGCAUAUCUAGUAGUUUCUUUGUGGUCAGCAUUAGUGUAGUGGUUAAGAAUGGCAGACUCUGAUCUGGAGAACUGGGUUUGAUUCCUCACUCCUCCACAUGAAGCCUGCUGGGUGACUUUGGGCCAGUCACAGUUCUCUCAGAAGUUUCUCAGCCCCACCUACCUCACAAGGUACUUGUUGUGGGGAGAGGAAAAGAAGGCAAUUGUAAGAUGCUUUGAUAGUCCUUAAGGUAGCAAAAACCAGGGUAUGAAAACCUACUCUUCUUCAUCACUACAGAGGUGUAGAUACUGCACACAUGGUCACAGCAUAGAGUAAAAUGGACAUUAUCAUCUGUUACGACAAUAUAACAGGCCUUAUAACACAGAUCUUUUCCUGAGAUACGUUGAUAAUCCUUGGUGAACAUCAUUUUGGGUCACUGUUCAGAGGCUGCUUGGAAAUGUGAAUUAUUCUAUUUGACAGCCCUGUCCUAACUGUGCCAACAGCAAGAGAAUAUCUUUUGGAUUUACAGCCUUAGUUGUUCAUGUGAAGCACCCUCAUUUUAAAAUGCUGGCCCUGACUACGCCUGGUCUGUUAUGUUGUGUUCAUCUGUUUAUGAUAGACCAUACUAAUCCUUCUUCUCUAUCAAAAUGCAAGCAUACUCUAAAAUAUUAAGAAACAAACUUUUAAAUACGCCUUUUUAUUAGCUAUGUUAAUGUGAGGAUUAUUCAAAGUGAUAAUGGAAUACUAAAGAUAAUUAAGCCAUACGUAUCUUCAUUUAUAUUCUAUAUUUAACUAGUGUUUAUUUUCAAAUCCUUAAUUCAGAUUAGUUUAACAGUCCUAUUUUAAAUGAUUGAUUGCAAUAACAUUUGAGGGAAAUAUUCCACUGUGGGGGUUUUUUUGUUUUUGCUUUUAAAGUUUUCUAAAUCUAAAGCUUCAUUUUCUUUCUUAUGUUAUUUCACAUAUUAUCCCUUAACAUUUUAGCCUAUCAUAUCCUACCCUUUGUCUAGAUACCUAAAGCCAACACCACCUGUAAAUCCAUCAGGCUAAACUAAACAAAAUGAUUGUGUAUUUGUUUACAUUUGUAUGAAAGGAGUGUUCUGAGGUAUGCAGUGCUUGUGUUGUGGCGAUCUAUGAAAGAUUCAGUAUUACUUCUUUUUUAUAUAAUAAUGCCAUGUUUUUGAUAUUUACAUCUAUCUGACAUUCUUUCAUGUGGUAGGUUCUUCCUCAGGAACUCAGUUUAACUGUUAUUUAUUUAUCAUUUGCCUUUCAAAAGCUUCUGCUGGCACAAUUUAUUAUUAAAAGAAA
Molecule: messenger RNA, 7081 nt
Organism: Heteronotia binoei (common prickly gecko)
Lineage: Eukaryota; Metazoa; Chordata; Lepidosauria; Squamata; Gekkonidae
Gene: LATS2
Product: large tumor suppressor kinase 2
Exons: 7
Coding region: 346-3744 (1132 amino acids)
Biological process (GO): positive regulation of apoptotic process; peptidyl-serine phosphorylation; G1/S transition of mitotic cell cycle
Cellular component (GO): nucleus; spindle pole
Molecular function (GO): ATP binding; protein binding; protein serine/threonine kinase activity
Source: RefSeq, a predicted model, not a curated record